UUAGAGGAAACUUACUCAAGCAAACUUAAUAUUAAUGACUUAGUAAAUAAAUAAAAAGAUUGUAAACAUCAUAACUCCACACUGAUAAUUUAGUUAUCUCAUUUCAUGACACAAAACAACAGUGUAAUCAGUCACAUUGAUAAUAAUAUUUUUAUUAUAUUGAACUGCAAAUGUUACUCAAGAGCAAAGGAAUUUUUGUUAUUGGCGCCAAAAGGACGCCAUUUUGUAAAUAUGGUGGAUCACUACGAGAGUUGCCAGCAUCGCAUGCAUUUGCCGCGGCUGCAAAAGAUGCCAUACAGUCAGCUAAAGUCGAUCCAAACUUAAUUGAUUGCACGAUCAUUGGAAAUAUUAAUUUUCUAAGCCAGUGUGAUGGAGGAAAGACUCCUAGAUAUUGCGGCAUCUACUCUGGUGUUCCUAUUGAGAAACCUGCACUUGGUGUUAACAGAACGUGUGCAACGGGCAUUCAAGCUGUGAUAAGUGGUGGAAUGGAAAUAUUAACAAAUUCAGCGAAUCUGUGCCUCACAGGUGGCACAGACAUAAUGUCAUCUCUACCGAUGUUAGUACGAAAUGUUAGAUUCGGAACGAGUUUUGGUACACCGUAUCUAAUGGAGGAUCACAUCAAAACAGGUUUUCUUGAUACAUACACAGGGAUAACACUACAAAAAAAUGCCGAAAAUAUAGCAAAACUCUAUGGUAUGAGUAGAAAAGACGUUGAUGAGUUUACUAUUAAAAGCCAUUUAAAGUGGAAAAAGGCUCAAGACUCAAAUACCUUUGAAGACGAGAUAACAAAGCUUAAAACUGAGAAAAAUAAGAAGGAACGUUACGUCAUGAAAGACGAAUUAACAAACCCAGAAAUUAAACUUGAGGACUUGACCGCAUCACCCCCUAUCAGUAACUUUAACAAUUCUGCUGCUCCAGCAGACGGUGCAGCCGCAAUAUUGCUAGCUAGUGAAGAAAUUGUUAAAAUGCAUAAUUUAAAUCCUUUGGCGCGGGUAACUGGCUGGUCGUGUGUUGGGAGUGAUCCGUACGAAGGCCUUGGAGCAGUUGCCGCAAUUAAAAAGUUAACAAAAACGGUAGAUUUGAGGAUGCAUGAUAUUGAUUUAUUUGAGAUAAAUGAAACCUUUGCAUCACAAUCCCUUGCUGUCAUAAAGGAACUCGAUUUAGAUGAGACCAAAGUAAACGUAAAUGGUGGCUCCCUCGCUAUGGGACAUCCUGUAUCAGCCACUGGAGCAAGAAUGAUCACUCAUAUUGUACAUCAAUUGAGAUUACACAACUUUAAGACAGCUGUAGCCGCUUCAUCAUGUGGUGGAGGACAAGGUGUUGCAGUAAUGUUAGAAACCAUUUAAAUGUGGACCAUGAACAAACCUACUAGCAGUGUGUGUCAAUGAGCUACGGUAUCACAUAACAUCAGGUGAGGAGGCCUAUGCAAAUGGAAAUGAUAUGAUAUACAAGACAAGAAUCAUCUUUAUUUAUAAUUUACAUAAGAUAAGAGACAUUUUAAAUAUAAAUG
Molecule: messenger RNA, 1510 nt
Organism: Pieris brassicae (large cabbage white)
Lineage: Eukaryota; Metazoa; Arthropoda; Insecta; Lepidoptera; Pieridae
Product: 3-ketoacyl-CoA thiolase, mitochondrial-like
Exons: 8
Coding region: 171-1346 (391 amino acids)
Biological process (GO): fatty acid beta-oxidation
Molecular function (GO): acetyl-CoA C-acetyltransferase activity
Source: RefSeq, a predicted model, not a curated record